GCAUUGUGGGGGUGGGGGGAUAUGACAGCUGGGGGUUAUAAAUCUUUAUCGUAUAUCCCCUGUAACAUUUGGGCAUUACAGGUAAGAAAUCCUCAACUUAUCAUUUCAGAAAUAGAAAGUGACAAAUUUAAAAACUGUACGGGAUUACAUUAUGUUCAUAUUUAUGAAUAUGUAGUUUCAGAAAGGAAAAAUGAUGUACAUAACUCAAGUAGAGGGAACCUUCGGGAAGAUCAUGUUAAAUCAUAAAAACAGCUGAACUUGUGUGGCUACAUAUGAAUUGUGUUUAUAAUUGCUCCAGUAGAAGUAACCCAAAAACAAAAACAAAAAAACACACAAAACACAAAUAAUUACCUAUUGUGUCAAUUUAUCAAAACAUGAUGAUGAUGAUGCUCUUGGAUGUCUUUAAUAUCUAAAAGGAACUGUGUUCUAAACCUUAAAGUAGGUCACAAACCAGAAGCCAGAUGUUAGAAGUAAUGUUAUUAAUUACCAUAUUUUUAGAUGCUGUAACUGUCAUUAAAACAUCCCAUUUAAAUCUCAUUAGGACUUGGCUGAGUCUGAGGCCGGGAUGUCAUCCGACCCACCUAAGAAACCGUUGAUGGGAACCAACCCUCCGAUAGAACUGUGGUUGGGAUUCGUGAACGACGUGCCCUUGGUGGGCACUUCCGCCGACAUGGUGGACGGCUUCAUUGCUCUGCUCCAGGGAGACCUAAAGACCGCAGAGGCCAAGGGCUAUAAGGGCUUUCUAGAUUCAGCUGGAAUCCAUCAACUGAAGCCAGGGUCCAUCCUUCAGAACCACAAAAGCCAGACAGCAAUCGGGUGCAGUGCCAAAGUAUCCAAAGACAUAAACGACUACAUUAUACAGGCGGUUAAACCAGGGGCGAGCGCCGCCAUCACAGCAGCUAAGGCAGCCAAGUCAGGUGCCGAUUUACACAAAAACCUUAUCGCGCCUUUCGAGAUACUCAGGGGUAAACUGAGAGAACGUGGUAUAGACCUGGCCAGAGAUGUGAUCCAGGCCCGAAGGGCUAGCCGGGGAGAACACGUUUUCAACAACGCCCUGCUGGGGCUAUAUGGGUCCAUAAUCGAUGCGUUCAUUCAAAGACACGUCACAGUUGGUGACAGAGUGACGCUGGUUGGCCAUAUUCCGAACAGCCGGGUUAGUGACGCCUUUCAAGGGCACGCCCCAAACGGUGAUCACAUCAACCUGACCGCUGAUCAGAGACGAAACAUUACCACCUGGGUGGUACACAUUCCUGACAAUGUGGUAUAUGUGCCAAUCAACAAUAUCCUGUUUGCAUACAUGCCUUAUAAUGGGCUAAAGCAAAAACCUGCAUCCACACCGGUUCUUUUGGGAUAA
Molecule: messenger RNA, 1354 nt
Organism: Anguilla rostrata (American eel)
Lineage: Eukaryota; Metazoa; Chordata; Actinopteri; Anguilliformes; Anguillidae
Exons: 2
Coding region: 566-1354 (262 amino acids)
Source: RefSeq, a predicted model, not a curated record